CUGGGGCCGCAGCCUGGAAGGCUUUAAAGCCCGAAGCCCCGCGCUGCUCCGGCAGAUUCCCGGACCUCGGCGACCCCGGGGGGGAUCGAGUUUGCAGGAUUCGUGUUCGCAGCUGGCCGCCUCAGGUGUUUGAACCAUGAAUCUUUUACUCCUCCUGGCUGCCCUCUGCUUGGGAACAGCCUUAGCCACUCCAAAAUUUGAUCAAACGUUUUCUACACAAUGGCACCAGUGGAAGUCAACACACAGAAGACUGUAUGGCACGAACGAGGAGGAAUGGAGGAGAGCCGUGUGGGAGAAGAACAUGAAGAUGAUCCAGCUGCACAACGGGGAGUACAGCAGUGGGAAGCACGGCUUCACCAUGAAGAUGAACGCCUACGGUGACAUGACCCAUGAGGAGUUCAGGCAGGUGAUGAAUGGCUACCAGCACCAGAAGCGCAGGAAGGGGAAGAUAUUUCAGGAACCUCUGUUUAAGGUGCCCAAGUCUGUGGACUGGAGAGAAAAAGGUUGCGUGACUCCUGUGAAGAAUCAGGGCCAGUGUGGUUCUUGUUGGGCUUUUAGCGCAAGUGGGUGCCUAGAAGGGCAGAUGUUCCUUAAGACUGGCAAACUGAUCUCGCUGAGUGAACAGAACCUUGUUGACUGUUCUCGUGAUCAAGGCAAUCAGGGCUGCAAUGGAGGCCUGAUGGACUAUGCUUUCCAGUACAUUAAGGAGAAUGGAGGCCUGGAAUCAGAGGACUCCUAUCCCUAUGAAGCAAAGGAUGGAUCCUGUAAGUACAAACCCGAGCUCGCUGUGGCUAAUGACACAGGAUUCGUGGACAUCCUUCAGAACGAGAAGGCCCUCAUGAAGGCUGUGGCAACCGUGGGGCCUAUUUCUGUUGCUAUGGAUGCAAGCCAUCCAUCUAUCCAGUUCUAUAGCUCAGGCACCUACUAUGAACCCAACUGUAGCAGCCAGGACCUCGACCAUGGAGUUCUGGUGGUUGGCUAUGGAGUUGAUGACGACGGUGAAUAUUGGCUUGUCAAAAACAGCUGGGGACAAGAAUGGGGUAUGGAAGGCUACAUCAAAAUAGCCAGGAACAAGAACAACCACUGUGGACUGGCCACUGCGGCCAGCUACCCCACCGUGGCUUGAUGGACAGUGGUAAUUAAAGACGUAUGGACACUACGAGCAAAGGAAUUUAUCUUAAAACUGACCAAACCCCUAUUGACUGAGACCAUGGUACUUGAAUCAUUGAAGAUCCGAGUCAUGAUUUGAAUUCUAUGACAUUUUUACAUAGGUUAAUUGUUACCAUUACUUAAAACUCCUGUUAAAAACAGCUUUAUAAUAUUGAGCACUCGUUGCCUAAUUCUGAGUCUGGAAUAUGUGUUUUAUAAAGGAUGUAUAACGGUUUCUUUACCUUUGAAAAAUAAAUUUUUGUUCAGUGUGUAUAGGUAG
This is a messenger RNA of Acomys russatus (golden spiny mouse), 1429 nucleotides long. RefSeq names its product procathepsin L. The record is from RefSeq and is a predicted model, not a curated record. Gene Ontology annotation, molecular function: cysteine-type endopeptidase activity. Bases 137 to 1126 code for a protein of 329 amino acids. Gene Ontology annotation, cellular component: lysosome. The transcript has 8 exons. Gene Ontology annotation, biological process: immune response. NCBI's taxonomy places the organism in Eukaryota, Metazoa, Chordata, Mammalia, Rodentia, Muridae.